Molecule: messenger RNA, 4116 nt
Organism: Lepisosteus oculatus (spotted gar)
Lineage: Eukaryota; Metazoa; Chordata; Actinopteri; Semionotiformes; Lepisosteidae
Source: RefSeq, a predicted model, not a curated record
UAUGUGUCGCGUGUUCCAGGUGCGUGUUACUAUGACAGCAACCAGUCCAUGUACGUGUUUGGGGGCUGCACUCAGAGCAGCUGCAACGCCGCCUUCAACGACCUCUGGAGACUUGACCUCAACAGCAAGGAGUGGAUCCGGCCACUGGCGUCAGGUUCCUACCCCUCCCCGAAGGCUGGGGCCACUCUGGUGGUGUACCGGGACCUGCUGGUUCUGUUCGGGGGCUGGACCCGGCCCAGCCCGUACCCCCUGCACCAGCCCGAGAGGUUCUUCGAUGAGAUUCACACGUACUCCCCCUCAAAGAACUGGUGGAACUGCAUCGUGACAACUCACGGCCCGCCCCCCAUGGCCGGCCACUCGUCCUCCGUGAUCGGGAGCAGAAUGGUGGUGUUUGGGGGGUCGCUGGGGUCCCGGCAGAUGAGCAACGAGGUCUGGGUGCUGGACCUGGAGCAGUGGUCCUGGUCCAAGCCGGCCGUCGCGGGUCCCGCCCCUCACCCGCGGGGGGGUCAGUCCCAGAUCGUGAUGGACGACGAGACCCUGCUGAUCCUGGGAGGCUGCGGCGGCCCCAACGCGCUGCUGAAGGAUGCCUGGCUGCUGCACAUGGGCGCCUCCCCCUGGUCGUGGCAGCAGCUGCGGGUGGAGAACGAGGAGCACGGCGCCCCGGAGCUCUGGUGCCACCCUGCCUGCCGGGUGGGCCAGUGUGUGGUGGUGUUCAGCCAGGCCCCCAGCGGCCGCGCCCCGCUCAGCCCCAGCCUGAACUCGCGGCCCUCUCCCAUCAGCGCCACGCCCCCCUCGCUGGCACCCGAGCAGCGCGAGCUGCGGCCCCAGUCCCCGGUGCGAGGGCUGGGCGAGGAGAGCCCGGCGCAGGCCGGCUCGCCGGGGACUCCCAGCGCGGUGGAGGGAUACGAGUUUCGGAGCAGGACUGGCACCGACGCCCACCCGCGGGCGCUGGACUACGGCUGGGAUCCCAAGCCGGCGCUCCCAGAGUGCCCCACCCCCGAGCAGACCAACGGGCUGCACACGCCGCCGCCCCAGAGCGCGGCGCGGACGCCCCCGGGCGCGGUGUCCCCCGGCGCGCUGCGGAGGGGCCUGGAGGCCGUCAAGGCCCUCUCCACGGCUCCUUCCUCUUCCUCUUCCUCUCCGCAUGGGGGCGUGGCCACGGCCUCCAGCCCGCCCCCUCCUGCCCCGCCCCCGGCCGCGGUCGACGGACACUCCAUCCCUCCAAUCGCGCGGCGGCUGGGCCACCACCCACCCCAGUCGCUCAACGUGGGCAAGCCGCUGUACCAGAGCCUCAACUGCAAGCCCAUGCAGAUGUACGUCCUGGACAUUUCCCGGGCCAAGGAGAGCGGGAUGGUGGCCUGGAAGGUUUUCGGGGGUGGGAGCAGCUCGGUGGUGGGGCCCCCUGAGACCAGCCUUCACACGGUCGUCCAGGGCAGGGGAGAGCUGAUCAUUUUUGGGGGGCUGAUGGACAAGAAGCAGAACGUGAAGUAUUACCCCAAAACCAACGCCUUGUAUUUUGUGCGCGCCAAGAGAUAAUACAGCCGGAGAGAGACGGACUGACCGACUUGCCCCCAGCGAGCGUUUGGGGGUGUUGGAGGGGGAGCAGUCGCUGACCCCCACUUUCUCUCCGCUUGUUUACGUGCACCACUCCUCCUUCCUCUUCCUCCUGCUGCCUUGUACAAUAAAGGGAGCCCUGUGUGGGGGCAGACCGGACAGAGUCCAGCUCCUAGCUGCUGUGCCCCUCUCCGCCAUCGCCCUGCGCCCCGGUGUGGGGUUCGGGGAGGUGGGGGGAUCACCCUCCCUCUCCCUGUGGGGGCAGGUGGGGUCUCAUGGCGGUGGGCAUCUGCUCUGUCCCUCUGCAGACCGGCAGGAGGGGCGGGGGCUGAGUUCUGGGAUGGGUGGGUGGGGGGGGGGUAAUUGUUCUCUCUCUGUUUACAAUGAAGGUUUGACCGCGCGUGCGUGUGUGUGUGCGUGUGUGCGCGCGCGCAUGAGUGUGUCUUUAUGGGCCCAGGUCUGGGCUCUGAGGGAGUGUCAGGUGGAGAAGUGGGAGGGGUGUUCUGGAGCGAGGAGGGGAGGUUGGUAUGGUUUGCAACACGGAAGUGAAGAAGAUGAAAUGGCGAUGUGACCUGGAGGUUUCUGGGAGUGUGAUGGGAGGGCAGACACCCCUCUGUUGCAGUAUGGGGGUGCAGUGGGAGGAGGGGAGAUCCUGAGGCGUCUCCAAGUGAUCCUGUUUCCUGGGGGUAUCUUUGCUGCCUUGUGUUUCAGCUGGUGAUGUGACCAAGAUUACAUAAAUAAAAACUCAUGAAGGAUUAAAACCACGGUCACCGUUCUGAUCAAGUGUGAUUUCAAGCAGUGUCGCUGUGGCGUGGGCGAGCCAGGUCCACUGGGGACAGCGUGUUAAACACAAGUAGCUGUGUUAAGUGAUGGUGGGGGCUGGCGAGGCCAGUGAAGGCUGGGAACUGUCCAAUGAGACUAACAGCACAUGCCCGACUUCUGUACACACAGGCUCCCAGGGGCAUGCUGGGACAAAGUGGAGCAUCAGAGGCUACGGCCAGCAGGGGCCUGUCGGAUCACCUCGCUCCCUGCGCCAGUUAGGCUGAGCGAUCCCAGGACCUGAUGUACCUGCUUCUUGAUGGGUCCCCUGGGUGCAAACUUUAAGAGUAUCUGGGCAGCUUGUUCCAGACUCCUACUGCUCUUAGUGUAAAGACGUGCCUUCUGUUUUGGGUUGGUGGCUAGGGCAAUUGAUCACAUAUGGCAUUGUGUAAUGCUCAGUUAAUAAACAGUGAAAUAAAUCUGUAAUAAAUUUUGCUUGUUUUUGGUUAAUGGCUGCAGACUGAAGAAUGUCAGUCUGUUAAUUAAAGACUUUAACGAGGGGUGAAUCCUUAACGAUCCUCUGUCUGCGUAGCCUGUUAUGCGAAGCUGCCUGAACACUUGCCUAGUGUGUCGGUCAGGAAGCCUGUUAGGACAGCAGCAGUUCAGGAGGGGAGGGGGCCUUGUGACCCCUCCUGUUCGUCUGGCUGCAAGAAGCUCAAUGACCCAAGAGUCCCGUCAGCCUGAUCUGUAAAGGGCUCCACAGAAUCGGCUCCAGAGACCCGUUUAGGGAGCUGGUUCAAGACUCCCACAGCUCUCUGUGUAAAGUGCCUCUUGUUUUCUGUCCUGCGCUCAUAUCCCUGAGCUCCUGCUGUUGCUGGUUGGAGGAGGUGCUGAGGUGGCUGUGAACAUCUGCUCCCCAGGGGAGGUCAGGUGUUUCAGCUGCUUGUUGUGACAGUUUCAUGUCCUAGUUUUUAGUUGCCUGAGCCUGUACCCUCAUUUAACACUUUGUGGUUUUGAAGCCUGUUUUUUUCUUGUUGAUUUCUGCAUGCUCUUCUGCCGCGGUCUCUCCUGUGGUAAGGGGGAGGGGGGGGUUCCCCGCUGCGGUGGCGCCCCCCAGCCUGCCCUGCAGCAGCGCGGGCCCUGGGCACCUGGGUGCACGGAACCUGCCAGGGGCCAGCCUGUGCCCGGCGCUCUGAUCGGCGCGGUCUCUCUCCGCUGCUGUAUCUGCGUAAGGGUUCGGGACGGUGCCAACACACCAGGCCGACUCGGAAACCCCAGCCCAGUCCGCCCUGUCCACUCGGGACAGGCAGUCGUGCCGCAGUCCCUCUCUGUGCCAGGAGUGUCAGGGAUGGCCCUGCCUCUCCAAGCAUAGAAGGGUCCCUGUGUUAACAGGUUCAUCUGUGUUAACAGAUUUGUAUUUGGGUCUCUCUGCUCACUUGGCAUCACUGCUUUGGGAUUCAUAGAUGAUGGUGCCUGAAUGUCCUGAAAAAUGAUUUAUCUCCACCUGUAUCUGUCCCCUUGUCCCCUCCCCCUGUUACCUGUCCCUGCCCUUCCUCUCCCCUUGUCCCUGCCUCUUCCUCUCCCCCUGUCCCCUGUCCCCUGUCCCUGCCUCUUCCUCUCCCCUUGUCCCCAGUCCACGUACAUUCAGCUGUCUGCCCUGUUAAUGGGAGUGAAGUGCAGUUUGUGACUUGGGCAGUUUUUAAGUGUUACUGGUCAGAAGUGUUGUUGGCCGGGCCGUAUUCAUAUCAUCCUUGGUUGGUUGUUAAUGGUUUUUUUUUUCAUUAAAAGUAUCUUUUUAAUUAA